AACUUCUUAGUCUCCGCCAGUAUGGAUCCACACCUGUGUUUCAUCUUGUUCCAAUCGUUUUCAUUUUAGUCCACCUCUUGCAAUAACAAAACACUCUUUUGCUUGAUUUCAGUUUGAACCGGCAAUGGCCGAAGCAAUUGCAUUCGACCUCGCUGUAGAGCUUAUUACUAAAUUGAGCUCCUUUACUCUCUCUAAAAUUGGACUGUCGUGGAAUGUCAAAGAUGACCUCGACGACCUCGAACGCACCGUCUCCACAAUCAAAGAUGUGCUUCUUGACGCAGAAGAGAAAUCGAAGACCAACAAUCUUGUCAAAGUUUGGCUUAAGAAGCUGAAAGAAGUACUUUAUGAUGCCGACGACUUGUUCGAUAAUUUCUCUGCCGAAGCAUUGCGGAAAGAUCUAUUGGGCGGGAACAAGCAGACGAAAGAGGUACGCGCUUUCUUCUCAAGCUCAAACCAGUUUGCAUACAGUCUCAAAAUGGGUCGGAAAAUUAAGGCCAUUAAGGCGAGGCUAACUUUGAUCGGAAGUGAGGCCAAGAUGUUCAAUUUGGUAGAGCGUGACCGCCCCAUGGAAACCUCUUUCAUGACUAAAAGGAGGCAGCAAACGUCCUCUUUUAUGCGUGAAGGUGAAAUAAUAGGGAGGGAUGAUGAUAAAUCAGCUCUUCUAAAACUCAUGUUAGAGAAUGAAGGUGAAGAGAAUGUUUACGUCAUUCCAAUUGUGGGGUUUGGAGGGUUAGGGAAGACUGCGUUGGCGAAGUUUGUUUAUAAUGAUGAAAUUGUCCGUGGUCAUUUUGAAUGGUCGACGUGGGUGUAUGUUUCAAAUGUUUUUGAUGUCAAAAGAAUUGUAAAAAGCAUUAUAGAAUCUGUAACAGGCCAAGCACUAGAUCAAAGUCUCGAAAUGGACCAGUUAGGAAAACAACUUCGAGAUAAAAUUAGUGGGAUAAAAUAUUUGCUUGUUUUGGAUGACAUUUGGAAUGAGGAGCGGGAAGCAUGGUUAAGCUUAAAGAAUUUAUUGAUGGGUGGGGCUAAAGGAAGUAGGAUAAUAAUAACUACUCGCUCUAUGAAGGUAGCAAAGAUUACUAGUACAUGUCAGCCUCAUGUUCUGAAAGUUUUGUCUGAUGACAAUGCUUGGGUUUUGUUCAAAGAAAUAGCAUUUGGGCAAAUAUCUGAGAACUCAACAAAUCCAGUCUUUGUUGAAAUAGGGAAACAGAUUUUGGAAAGGUGUGGUGGGGUUCCCUUAGUCAUAAGGACAAUAGCGGGUACAUUAUUUUUCAAAGAAACUGAAAAGGAGUGGCGUUCUUUCAAAGAUAAUGAACUUGCUAGACUAUCUGUACAUCAAGAUGAAAUUUUACCUACACUUAGGUUGAGCUACAAUCAUCUCCCAUCUCAUUUGAAGCAUUGCUUUGCUUUUUGCCGAUUGUAUCCAAAAGAUCAUGUAAUUCAUGUACAAACUCUUGUUCAAUUUUGGAUUGCACAAGGUUAUAUAAAGCAAUUGAAUCCAAGUCAAUCUCUUCAGGAGAUCGGGUUUGAGUAUUUUAAUGAUUUAGUUGAUAGAAGUUUCUUUCAAGAGGUAGGAGAAAGAUUUUCGAGGGAAGAACUAUCAUGUAAAAUGAAUAAUUCAAUGCAUGAUCUAGCUGAAUCAGUAGCAGGGAGGGAGAGUAGUAUUGUAGAUUUAGAACGACAUGCAAGUCAGGUUGGUGAAAAUUGUCGCCACAUAUCAAUUAAUCCUUCAUUAAUUCCUUCAUUGAAGGGAAAUAUGUUGCGAACUUUGUUACAUUUUCCGAACAUUAGAAUUCAAAUUUUGAGUGACGAAACUUGGGAUUUGAUAAUUGCAAAUUGUAGAUGCUUGCGAUUAUUAAAAUUGGAUGAUAUAGAUUUUAAGAUGAUUCCACGUUCCAUUCAUAAGUUGAAGCAUUUGAGGUACCUUGAUCUUUCUCACAAUCGCGAUCUUAAGAUUCUCCCAAAGAGUAUUUGCAGUAUACAAAAUUUGCAAGUGCUGAAACUUGAUCGGUGCUGGGAGCUUGAAGAAUUGCCGAAGAAGAUUGAAAAUUUGGUGAAUCUUACCCAUCUUGGGUGUGAAGAUUGUAAUGGCUUAACUCAUAUGCCACGUGGAGUAGGAAAAUUGAGUUCCCUUGAAACGUUAAGCAUGUUUGUAGUGGAUAAAGAUGGUUCUCAUGGCGGUGCAGAUCUAAGUGAAUUGAGAGGGCUUAACAACCUAAGGGGAGAGCUAAGAAUAAGAAAUUUGGGAUUUGUAAAAAAUGCAAAAGAGAAGUUUAAGGCUGCUAAUUUGGAAGAGAAGCAACAUUUGAGAUCGUUGGUUUUAGAAUGGGGCUUUUAUUUUGAUGAUAACGAUCAUGAUGACAAAUCACUUGAAGACCUCCAGCCCCAUCCUAAUCUCAAGGAGCUCUGUAUUCAAGGAUGGAGGGGUGAUGCUGAGUUUCCAAGUUGGAUUUCUUUUCUCACAAAUCUCGUCCAUAUUAAAAUAUGGGGUCUUGGUAGUAAAUUCAAACAUCUCCCGUCCUUUGCUCAAUUUCCUUGUCUUCAAGAUUUGGUAAUUUGUGAUUUAACUGAGCUGGAGUACAUGGAUGAUAAUAGCCCAAAAGGAAGUCAAGGAGAACCACAAUCAUUCUUCCCAUCGCUUAAGUAUCUUUGCCUACGGGAUUGCCCAAAUAUGAAGAGUUGGUGGAGAAAAAGGUCGAUUGAUGAUUCCAACGAGGACGACACAACAGUUAUGUCAUUUCCUUGUCUUUCCUGUUUAAAGAUUGAAAAUUGCCCUUUGACUUCAAUGCCGUUGUAUCCUUCACUCGAUGAUUGGUUAAAGUUGGUGAAUACCAGUUCAAGGCCGUUAAAGCAGACUAUGAAGAUGAACAUGAAUCCUAAGACCCCAUCAAGUUCAACCUCUUCUCUUCCGCUCUCCAAAUUGAAAUCUUUCCAUGUAGAGAAUCUAAAGGAACUGGAGACUCACAUGCUAGAUGAGUACCUGCAACAUCUCACCAGCCUCAGAGGUUUAACGAUUAGAGAUUGCAAGAAGGUUGAUUUAGAGGGCAUGCAAUGGGAACCCCUUAAGAAUCUCUCUCGUUUGAUGAUUGAUAAAAUUCCACUGCUGGUGUCUCUCCCACGUGGGUUUCAACAUCUUGUUCAGCUGAAAACAUUAGAAAUUCGUAAUUGCAGUGGAUUGAGGUCACUCCCUGUGCUCCAAAAACCCAUUCCUGUGUUCCAGCAUCUCACUUCCCUUGAAGAGUUUGAAGUAACGAACUGCAGGGAGCUGGAGCUAUCAGAAGAUGACAUCCAAAUAUUCGAAGAUCAUACAAGCCUACGAUAUCUAACGCUGGAAAACAUUCCAAAGCAUCGGCAUCUACCGGGGCGGUGUAAAAACAUCCAUAAUAAUAGUAGAAAUUCCCCAACUGAAGGAAAGAUGUAGGGAGGACAUUGGUGCAGAUUGGCACAUUUGGUGGUAUCAGUAAGCCAUUGGGGAAAGGCAUUUGUCAACUUCAAUAAUUUAUAUGCAUAGAAAGAGUAACCCAUUGGAGUCUAUUUUGAUGAAAGGCAUUUGACAACCUUAAGAAUUUACAUGCAGAAAAAGAGGGGGGGUAGUAUUUAAUUGCUUUACACUUUCAAAAAAUAUUAAUCUCGCAAUUUCAAUGAUGUAAUAUAACCCCGUAACUAAGCUUCUUCUUUUUCAGCAUGAAUUCAAUGGAAGAGGCAAAAAACAAAAUGGACAUGCAUUCUUCAUGGGCUGAUCUGUCCAUGGCAUUGUACUCCCAUGAAAUCCUACCCUAUUUUGGCUUUCUUCUUCGGUAGCGCAUAGCAUAUAUGACAAGAAGCAGAGGCCAUACUUUCAACUACGAUUUGUUCAUCUGCCAAAAUAUUCCAGCAAAACAAAAAUGAUUCUUGGAGUCGUGUUGGAGAGAGCUUAAACACGCAAUGUAGUUGUCAAGUAAGUAAAUUGAUUAGGGGCUAGGGAUUAAGGGUUGAUGAAAAUGGAGGGGGAUAUUUCUCAAUAUUCUUUGAUGCAGGGCACCCCUUUUAGCUGUUUGAAUUUUGAAGGAUCUUGCUCAAGAAUAUUUGGUGGUGAGGUUGAGAUGAUGAUGAUGAUGAUGAUGAUGAUGAUGAUGAUGAUGAUGAUGAUGCUCAAUGUCUGGCCCUUUGUUAAGCUUGCACUGGAAAAGCAUAGACAAUGGGUUUGUGGUUACCCCCCAUUUAUGCACAUGAUAUAAAGUUUCUUGUAGUAACAGUUCGUUGUUGCUUUUGGAAGAGUCCUAUUUCAAUGAUUGUCAGUUGCUGGAGAUAUUGCAUUGAUAAUUCAUUAUUCCAUGUUACAUGGAGCUUAUGUAAAGCUUAAUUGAUCCUAGAGUUUAUAUAUAGAUGAUUUGCUUCAAGGGUGAUGUGUGGAUUUAAAGGAGCACGUAUGUUUAUAGUGAGGAACGGAACUAUUAUCGAGUGCCAUUGCUAUAACCUCCGAGUGUUAAUUUUCACUUACAGUAGGUAGAUCUGAUAGAUAGUUUACUAAAUUGUACAAGAGUGAGAUUGCAACAAGUGUUCGAGGGAUUGGGCCUAUUUUUUUUUUUUUGGUAUUCUGAAGUUUAUAGUGGAUUUAUCUCUGGGCAAAACCCCGCAGAUGUAGGACAAGUUCCGAACUGCGUAAACAACCUAAUUGUGUACUUCAUUAUUCUUUACUUGUGCUAUGUGUGCCAACUCACAAAAGAACAUAUUUCUGCA
Gossypium raimondii (Peruvian cotton) is the source of this 4716-nucleotide messenger RNA. Its product is annotated as putative disease resistance protein RGA3. The transcript is spliced from 7 exons. The record is from RefSeq and is a predicted model, not a curated record. The coding region runs from base 125 to 3418 and encodes 1097 amino acids. Gene Ontology annotation, biological process: defense response to other organism. Gene Ontology annotation, molecular function: ADP binding. Lineage: Eukaryota; Viridiplantae; Streptophyta; Magnoliopsida; Malvales; Malvaceae.